Molecule: messenger RNA, 1546 nt
Organism: Anolis sagrei ordinatus
Lineage: Eukaryota; Metazoa; Chordata; Lepidosauria; Squamata; Anolidae
Gene: SLC30A6
Product: solute carrier family 30 member 6
Biological process (GO): transmembrane transport; zinc ion transport
Cellular component (GO): Golgi apparatus; membrane
Molecular function (GO): monoatomic cation transmembrane transporter activity
Source: RefSeq, a predicted model, not a curated record
GGUCUGAGACAGAGUAUAGCGUCACUUCCUGCUCUGUCCCGGGACCGACCAAUUACACGUCAGCUAUUUCAUUUCCCGCCUCAUCUCCAUGGUGACAGGAAGGGCCCACCUUUUCCGGCCCCUUUGGGGAGCCGCUUGUCCCUCAACAUGGGAACAAUAUACUUGUUUCGCAAGUCUCAGAGAUCUCUGCUUGGCAAGUUGACACAGGAAUUUAGAUCAGUAGCAUCUGAUCGGAGGUCCUGGAAAAUCUUGCUGUUUGGUGCAGUAAACGUAAUAUGUACUGGUUUCCUUCUCAUGUGGUGCAGUUCUACAAACAGCAUAGCUUUAACUGCAUAUACCUACCUAACAAUAUUCGAUCUGUUCAGCUUAAUAACUUGCUUGAUAAGUUAUUGGGUGAUGAUGAAAAAGCCUUCCCCAGCCUAUUCAUUUGGGUUUGAGAGAUUUGAAGUCUUAGCAGUAUUUGCCUCAACAGUUCUGGCACAGCUUGGGGCACUUUUUAUACUAAAAGAAAGUGCAGAGAGAUUUCUGGAGCAACCAGAGAUUCACACGGGUCGAUUGUUGGUUGGCACCUUUGUGGCACUCUCUUUCAACUUGUUUACAAUGCUAUCUGUUAGAAACAAACCUUUUGCUUAUGUCUCUGAAGCUGCAAGUACAAGUUGGCUUCAAGAGCAUGUUGCAGAUCUCAGUAGGAGUUUGUGUGGUAUCAUUCCGGGUUUGAGCAGCAUCUUUCUUCCACGCAUGAAUCCUUUCGUCUUGAUUGACCUUGCUGGAGCUUUAGCUCUCUGCAUUACAUACAUGCUUAUCGAAAUUAAUAAUUACUUUGCUGUUGAUACUGCCUCUGCAGUAGCCAUUGCCUUGAUGACGUUUGGGACCAUGUAUCCCAUGAGUGUCUACAGUGGGAAAGUGUUGCUUCAGACAACACCACCUCAUGUGAUUGGACAGCUAGAUAAACUUAUAAGAGAGGUUUCUACACUGGAUGGCGUCUUAGAAGUUCGAAAUGAACACUUCUGGACAUUGGGGUUUGGCUCAUUGGCUGGAUCAGUCCAUGUGAGAAUUCGAAGAGAUGCCAAUGAACAAAUGGUUCUUGCUCAUGUGACCAAUCGAUUAUGUACAUUAGUGUCUACUUUGACAGUUCAGAUAUUCAAGGACGACUGGAUCAGACCUGCCUUGACCACCGGACCUAUUGCGAACAAUAUGCUGAAUCUUUCAGAUCAUUACAUAAUUCCCAUGCCGCCUCUAAAGCUUGCGGAAAACUCUAGCCCUUCCACAUCCACUCCAGCUAAAGUAAGCAGCCCCCCUCCUGAAUUCUCUUUUAAUACUCCUGGCAAAAAUGUGAACCCGGUCAUUCUGGCAAACACUCAAACAAGGCCUUAUGGACUUGGCUUCAACCGCGGGACUGUACCGUACAGCAGCGUCUUCGCUUCAGGAUUGGGAGUGCCAGCAAUAGGGGUGACCCAGGGAUUCAGGACUGGUCUGAUAAAUGCCCCCCACAGAUACGGAACAGGCACGCGGGGUCAGUCCAGACCUUAAUAAACUAUUUCUUGUA